AUGAAUUGGGAUUUUAUAAAUAGAAAGCUUAAAGAAUUCUUUGAACAAAGACGACAACAAUCUGUUGAUAAAAUAUUCACACUUAAUAAUUGUAACAUCCCAAAAAAAUAAUUUAAUGAAAUGGAAACUUAAGUAAUUGAUGAUCCUAAAAUUACAUAAAUGUAACUAACAAUUCCCCUUACACUUUAAACUCCAACAAAAACUAAAACUAAUCCAAAAUCAUUUAGCUAAAUCUCCCAUUUAUUCUCUCCUCAUGGACCUGCAAGAUCAACUACUUCCAUGUAAAUGAGAUAAAUUGUAGCUAGUACUUUAAAAAAUCAAAGCAACAGUUACAAUAGUGUUAGAACCAAAGACAUUAAAAAAGUUUAAGAAUUGGUUGGCCAAACUACUAAAAAUACUAAUAAACCUAAUUUCAGAAAACUUAGAAAAUAAUAAACUUUCAUUUCAUAAAAAAUUUUAAAAGAUUUUGACAAUUUAUUUGAUCAAGCACCUAAUAAUAAUAUUAAACAAUCUGAUUCUCUUAAAUCCUUUAUUACACAAACCAAAAAUAUAAAUACUUUAGCUAUGCGUGCCUAAUUAAAAAUUAAAUCUUAUGGUUCUAUUAGAUAACUCAGUUAACCAAGUCCCACUAUUCAUAAUUUCACUAAAAUCAAUUUUGCUAACAAUUCUAAUCCAAAAGUAGGUUUAGAUCGCUUCCUCAGUAAUAAAUGGCUAUAAUUUGUAAUUGAAUAGAAAUCUAUGAGGAAAGAUGAUUAAUUUAAUUAAUAACUCAAAUCUUACACAGAAUCUCCUCAAAAACUUAUUAAUAUACAAAAUCUUAAACAAAAUUAAGAAGUCAGAGAAUAAUUAAAUAAUAAAUUAAAUCUUUAAAAUUACAAACCUCAUAGAUAUACACCUUAAUCAGCAAGAAAUUAAGAAAUUAAAAAAGAAACACAAUCUUUAAUCAAAUCGAAUUCUUAAACUAUUCUUGAAAUUGAAAAAAGAAAAGAUGAUGAGGAAUUAAUCUAAUUUGUACCUAUUUAUUAUGAUAAAUAAGUUAAAAGAAGAAGAAUUUUGAGGAAACUUAAAGUUUUAGCUAAAAUUGCUAUAAUUAAACGCAUUUUUGUUUAUCAGGUAUAUUUUAAUUAUUACAUUAUAGUUAUUAGAAUAAUAUUAAUAGCUGAUAUCAUAUAAGUCUCCAGGCUCUAAUGCUUUCUUAAGAUUUGUUAAAUACAACAAAAUUUAAGAUGUAAAAUAAAUGCUUGAUCAAGACAAAAAAUUGAUUGGAUCUUUUGAUGAAUUAGGUUAAUAAGCUAUACAUCUAGCUGUAAUGAUCUAAUCAAUUGAUAUGGUUAAAUUACUACUUUACUAUGAUGCAGAUGUCAAUUCAAAUGAUUUCUUUCUUUAAAAACCAUUAUAUUUUGCUCUUAAUACUAAUAAUUUAGAAAUUGCUAAAUUACUCCUUGCAUGUAGAGCAACUCCAUGGGAUCAAAAUUUGAGAGACUACUUUCCUUGUUGCAGAAGUCAAAAUGCAAAAGACUUAAUUAAAUUGGCUUAAUAUCUGAAAAUAUAUAAUCGAGAUCCAGAAUGUUUAUUGAAUAUAGAUAAUAUAAAGCAAUAAUUGAGUUUAUAUUGA
Paramecium sonneborni is the source of this 1615-nucleotide messenger RNA. The record is from the annotation of a GenBank genome assembly. Lineage: Eukaryota; Ciliophora; Oligohymenophorea; Peniculida; Parameciidae.